AUGAAUCAGAUGCCAGAUAUACCAGUCCAGGUGCCCAUAGAUAACCCUAAUGCUGACACAGAGUGGAACGAUAUACUACGUAAACAUGGCAUUAUCCCCGGAAAGCCAAAAGAUCCAGAGCCAGUCAUACAAGAAGCUCUCCUGGAAGCUCAUCAAAGAGCGCACGAAAACCGACUAGAGGACAAAGAUCUCGACGAGUUGGCAGCACUUGAAGAUGACGAGGACGAGGCAUUUCUUGAACAGUAUCGUCAGAAGCGUAUGGCUGAAAUCAACGCCCUCGCCAAAGCAAGCAAGUUCGGAAGUGUCUAUCCAUUGCAGAAGGUCGACUUUACCAGAGAAGUGACGGAAGCUUCACAACAAGCCUAUGUGUUUGUGUUCUUGUCAAGCUCUACGGACAGUAAUGUCGAGUCAAGAGUACUCGGCGAACUGUGGAGAGAGGUGGCACAGAAAUAUGGGGAUGUGAAGUUCUGCCAGAUACGUGCGGACAUGUGUAUUGAAGGAUAUCCCGAAAGAAAUUGCCCCACAAUUCUGGUGUACAAGGAUGGAGAUAUUAGGCGCCAAAUUGUGACACUAAGAGAAUUACAGGGGGUCAGAACGAAAUCCGAAGACUUGGAGAGAGUGCUUGUACAGGUUGGUGCGGUAAGAGAGGGAGACACGAGGCUGAAGAAGCGUGACGAAGAUGAGGAAGAGACACAAGGCAGACAUAACGGUCUAGGUCGGACGAAGCAAGCGACCAAUGCUGAUGAUGACGACGAAUGGGAUUAG
Molecule: messenger RNA, 765 nt
Organism: Lithohypha guttulata
Lineage: Eukaryota; Fungi; Ascomycota; Eurotiomycetes; Chaetothyriales; Trichomeriaceae
Gene: PLP2
Product: Proteolipid protein 2
Exons: 1
Coding region: 1-765 (254 amino acids)
Biological process (GO): protein folding
Cellular component (GO): cytoplasm
Source: RefSeq, a predicted model, not a curated record